CUCAGAGUCAAUUUCGCUGCUGUACGACUAUGAUCACUCGCAGCUACAUAGUAUUGCACUGGGAUGUACCCCCAGCCUUCGAGAUCUGAGCCUUCCCAGCUGUCCACGUUCAAACCCACUCGUGAUAUUAACGUUUAUGAACUCUCCGCGGAUGAAGCCAGUACCACGGGCUUGCAAAACGAGACUUCGGUGCUUUCCAUCGACCGAGAGGACACACUCGCGCUUCUAGGGAUAUUUACUCUUACGGUUUUGAAAGGAUCUGUUUCUAUACUCGGUGUAACGUUGUCCGCCUCAAAGACAGCUCACCAUGUGUUCGCUCCUCGUUCUGCUCCGAUCCCCAUCUUGCAAUGCGCCUCAUCGAACGUACAUACCGACUUGGACAUAUAUUCUCUCCCUCCUCGCGUGAGACAGAAUCACGGCGGAGCUGUAGUGGCAAUUCGAUCGCUCGAUACGGGAGUGGAGGGUCUCGGACGGGUAUAUCGCGUCUUUGAUGGAGUUUUCGAACCUUCGCGUUGGCAGCGAAGCUCGGCAGAGGUUAUACGGCCCGGCGUGAACUUGAUGACGCACAGCGACAGGGACGUGCUACCGUUCGUAUUACCAGAAUCGUGGAGUAUUGCCCUGAGCGCGGCAGAGACGCCGCCAUCUUCAGCGGAUCCCAUACAACCCUCAGUGUACGUUGUCAAGGGUCCGAAAAAGUCCGGAAAAAGUACAUUUGCUCGGACGCUUUUGAACAGGCUUCUAACAAGAUUUCGGCGCGUCGCAUAUCUUGAAUGCGACGUAGGGCAGUCUGAAUUCACACCUGGGGGUUUGGUCGCCCUAAAUAUUAUAGAUACACCGGUAUUUGGCCCGCCUUUCACACAUCCUAGCCUUCCAUACCGAGCGCACUACGUUGGAGCGACUUCACCACGGUGCAGUCCGGCACACUAUCUUGCGGCCGUUCAAGCGCUCCUCGAAACGUACAAGUUCGAGAUCCAAACUUCGAUGCCUGAUGACGAGUCGAUCGACACGAGGGUCACCGACGUUAUUCCCCUGGUGGUCAAUACAAUGGGGUGGACAAAGGGUCUCGGUGCUAACCUAAAUGCCAAGAUCGAAGAAUUCGCCGAGGCUACUCACUUGUUUGAGGUCGUCGGUUCGGAGGAGAAGGGUUGGCCAGCCUAUGACAUUCUCCAGUCCACGCCGACCAAGGCGCUCCAGCAUACUCUCGAAGCAAUAUCACCAAAUUUAGCAAAUGCGCAUUUUAAUGCCGUCGACCAGCGCAACUUGAACAUCCUGUCUUAUUUCUAUGCUAUCUUUCCAUCUAUUACAUCGAUGUCGUUUCCAUAUCCAUCCGCUCCUCUUCGUCAAAUGACAGCAACCAAAUGGAGACCUCUCAUCCUCUCUGUGGACUGGAGUCGGGCAUUUGACCAAGUCAUCCUGAUUGGUGCAGGAUACGAGGACGUAAUACCCUCAGAGAUCUCCAACGUCUUAACCGGCGCGAUCGUUGGUCUUGUCGAAUGCGAACCUGGAACCGAAGAUCCAGUGUAUCUAGACCCCUCAUCGCACAUGCAUAUGCUCACCCCGGUUUCGCCCACUAUCCUUGCACGCUGUCGGGUGAUCGUCAAGGGUGAGCUAGAGCUGCCUAUCUGGGGAAUGCUGGAUUUCACGGACGCAAAUGAAGGGGUCGCAGGUGUAGAGAAGGGCCGCGUGCCAUAUUUGCAGUGGGGUAAGAGUGAAGGCUUGGGCGGCGAGCGUAGGAGGGUGAGGAGAAAUCUCAUGCGAAAAGCCCAGAUGUGAGGUAAACAAACAAAAGUAUAUUAUCAGGUACAGCGAGCAUUACAACAACUGUUUGGGCCUUAGGAUUUUGCCGCAUCGUGCCUGCGGCACCCACAACAAGUGUCUUAUAUGUGUAUAACAUGUUUACGUCGUCCACAAAGGUCUUAGAC
Suillus fuscotomentosus is the source of this 1922-nucleotide messenger RNA. RefSeq lists its product as uncharacterized. Gene Ontology annotation, molecular function: polynucleotide 5'-hydroxyl-kinase activity. Gene Ontology annotation, cellular component: nucleus. Bases 64 to 1773 code for a protein of 569 amino acids. The record is from RefSeq and is a predicted model, not a curated record. The transcript is spliced from 6 exons. Gene Ontology annotation, biological process: cleavage in ITS2 between 5.8S rRNA and LSU-rRNA of tricistronic rRNA transcript (SSU-rRNA, 5.8S rRNA, LSU-rRNA). NCBI's taxonomy places the organism in Eukaryota, Fungi, Basidiomycota, Agaricomycetes, Boletales, Suillaceae.